CUUUAUUAUCAUUGUUCAAGUGCAACAAAUAUUUGUACGGCUGUUUCUGAGUUUGUUUAUUGUUCUUUUUGUUUCUGAUAUUUUUUUCGAGUCAAAGAUGAUGGAAAGAGACAGUGCCGGGUUUUUCUUUGUCGACGCACUCUCGCUGUGUCAAACUUCUGGCAGACCAUACCAUUUGGAGAAACGAUUUUUGCACAACGUGAAUUAUCAAACUACCACCACCACUUUGCAAGCGGCGGAGAUCAAAAGACAAGCGUUUCUGGAAGCUCGACGUCAAAAACUCAAUCAAAAGUUUCUUCAAGUGACACGAGUCGUCAAGGAAAAUCAAGCCCGCAAAGAGAAUCGUCAUUUACUGUUUCUUCGAUCGCUGGAGCUGGCCGAAUCAAAACGCAACCAUCACCUCGAACAAAGAAGAUCAGCCAGUAAAAAAUCAGUUGAGCGAGCCAAAAUCAUUGCUCUUCAGCACCACCGAAAAUAUCAAGCUGAACGAGAGCAACUACGAAGACAUCUAGAAGAACGUUUGGAAAAGACCAAUACUCGUCGUCUUCACUUAUUGAAGCUUCCCAAAUCAAGCUUACUAAAGACACACAAAAUGCGGGAGAAGGAGGAGACCAAGACCAUGUCGAAAACCUCCACAACCACCGUUCCGUCACCUGAGAAGCAGAGAAAGCAAUCAUGGUUGACCUUACUCCAAGCGUUUCGUGACCUUGGACUACCCAAUCCACUGCACCGAGAUACUUGGCAAGAAUUUGGUCCACUGGGAGAUUUGCUGAGAAAGCCCCAAGUGAUUAUUAUCACCUCCAAGAUUUUGAACGUCGCUUUACGCAAAACAGAUAAAGAAUGCAGCAGAAAGCGUGCACGUGUCCUUCUGACCGCCUAUAUGAUCCUCAUGUGCCCUGCUGAAGUACUGCAGGACGCAGAGGGUGCACAAGAACAGCAACUGCGAACGGUUGCUAAGGAAACGCUGGAAAAUUUUGAAUCUUGGCUUCAACUUCACGAUGAUUCCGCUGGCUUGACUGCCAAACGAUCUUUUCAGGACAGUUGGAGAAAUUUUUACCAACAGUUUGAAGCCUGGCGAACCAAAGAUCACGAUGCCCUGGUCAACAAUGUGUUUGAUUAUUGCAUUGAACUGUUGCAACUGAAAACCCUUUUAGCAGAGAACGAUGAUCCAUCUCCGAUGAUGCAGGUGGAGCAGCAAUUGAGCGAAGUGAAAUCACGUUUGCGACAGAUUGGUGGCCAAAGCGCACUGGACCGAUUAGCAGUUGCUGAACAGAAUCUUGAUCAGGGAUCGGUAUCGGAAGAUGGGCCAUCAUCAACACCGCGUUCCCCGGAUAAAAUUGAUAAAACCGUCAACCCUGAGGAGUUCACCAAAUUACUGUCAAGCUAUGCACCGUACAUGUCCUCUGCCAUUACCAAUGAGCAACUGGUCCACGAGCUGAUACUGGAUCCUGAAUUCAAACUGCAAAAGUAUCGGCCACGCUCCGAUCUGGAGGAUCGCGUGAAAACAAUGGCAACAAAAGCGUUUUUCGAUAAAAUAGCUGAAGAAUACGACCGGGGUGAUUGGCAAACGAGUAUAGCACCAUUAUUGCAAGAUGUCCGAGAGCAACUUGUAGCGCUCGUGCGCCCAGGAACAGCCGUUCACUCCAGUAUUUGCGAAACAUUAGACAUCAAUUUACUGGAGCAGCAGUCGAGCAAGAAUAUUUUUGACAUUGACAAGACAUUGACCUAUAUUGGCACCAUCAUGAGCCACAUCUGUGCUCCUGUGCGCGAUGAGGUGAUUCAUGAACUGCCUCAUUUAGAAACCAUGGAUCGUUUGCACCGGAUCUUGGAGAUCCUGGAAGACAUGACUCUCGACCUGGCCAACUACCGGUUGCGUGCCCUCCGUCCUCACUUGAUGCCCAUUGCCGUCGAGUAUGAACAGUCAAAGUUUGCCGAAAAAAUGGGCAAGGGAGAUUUACCAAACACAACUCAAUGGAUCGCAGAAAGUUUCAAGCGUUUGUACGAUGCUGCAGCUGGAAGAGACCCGGAAGGCAUUUUGCCGCCAAAACAAUGCAAUCCAUCUUUGGACGAUACAUUUGAAGAAGCUAUGAUAUCAUUGAUCAUGUCACCAGACCUGAUCACCGUGGAUACUUGCCCCGAAACACUCGUCAUGGAUAGGCAGCGAUUAUUGGAUUAUCAGAACCAGGCCCAAGCGGUCACCAUGGUAGCUGCGCUGUUGAUGCUCGCCAAAAACGUCAAUACAUCCAAAUCCGCCGAAUUGCACUCUCUUUCGGACAAGCUCUUUUUGCUUUUGGAAGAUCAUAGUACGACCGUCGACCAUCUUGCGGCAGAAAUUGACGCCGCCGUUGCUGUACGAGAUGAAUCCCGGCUUAUGAUGCGAUCGAUGGUGGACAAGACAUUGUCGCACAGUGACAGCUUAUAUUCGCUCCUGUCACGUCGUGUUGGAUCCGUACUCAAAUCCUAUAUUCAUUCUUCCGGAGAAUUCGUCACACCGGCUAUCCUGACCAGCUAUGGUUUAGAAUAUGUAGACAAACCAUUGAAAAGCCUAUGUCGCAGUGUACUGGCACUCGUCCUUCAUCAUCGUCAGGUGUACAACACUUAUUAUAGACAAAUCAUACGUAAUAUCUCUGUAGGUUCAUAAAUAGCUCCAACAUUCACGAAAUAAAGUAAUCAACAAGAG
Radiomyces spectabilis is the source of this 2680-nucleotide messenger RNA. Its product is annotated as T-complex protein 11-domain-containing protein. The record is from RefSeq and is a predicted model, not a curated record. Bases 98 to 2641 code for a protein of 847 amino acids. Lineage: Eukaryota; Fungi; Mucoromycota; Mucoromycetes; Mucorales; Radiomycetaceae. The transcript is spliced from 4 exons.